AUGAAUUGGGUUCGCGGUGAUUUUUUAGGUAGUGGAAGCUUUGCCACUGUUAACUUAGCCACACAUACAAAAAAUUCUCUUAACUUUCCGUCUAUUACCGCCGUCAAGUCCUCCGAAGAAUACGCCUCACAUUUCCUUCGAAAGGAAAAACAUAUAUUAGAUUGUUUAGGUUCUUCCCCACAUAUUAUCCAGUGUCUUGGUCAUGAUCGUACUUUUGAAGACGGCCAAGAGUGUUAUAAUAUAUUUCUUGAAUACGCCGCCGGUGGAACACUUUUCGAUCAGCUCAAGAAUCACGGAGGUAAGCUCUCGGAAACUCUCGUUCGCCGUUACACGAGGUCUAUUCUACAAGGACUUAAAUACAUUCAUGAAAACGGUUUCGUUCAUUGCGAUGUGAAGCUACAAAACAUCCUCGUAUUCGACCAUGGAAAUGUUAAGAUUUCAGAUUUUGGUCUUGCAAAGGAGAAAGGUUUAGAACACGGAGACAAGAAGUUGGAAUGCAGAGGAACUCCUAUUUUUAUGGCGCCGGAGUCGAUUAAUGAUGGUGUUUAUGAAUCUCCGGUGGAUAUUUGGGCUCUUGGUUGUGCCGUCGUGGAGAUGAUUAGCGGUAAACCAGCAUGGAAUAUGAGUAGCAAGAAAAAUAUGUGGUCGUUGAUGAUUCGAAUUGCGAUCGGAGAUGAAUUACCUUUGAUUCCAGAUGAGUUAUCGGAAGAAGGCAAAGAUUUUCUUAGAAAGUGUUUUGUUAAAGAUUCAUCGAAAAGAUGGAGGGCUGAGAUGCUUUUGAAUCACCCUUUUAUUUCGGAUGAUGAAAGUGUUUCAAAUUUGAAAGAUGAGUCCUUGCUAUUAAUGUCUCCAAGAACUCAUUUCGAUUUUUUUUCUUCUUCUACGGAAUCGACUUUAUCGACAGAGAGAUUCCAACAAUUACCAAAUUAG
Lathyrus sativus (Indian pea) is the source of this 930-nucleotide messenger RNA. Lineage: Eukaryota; Viridiplantae; Streptophyta; Magnoliopsida; Fabales; Fabaceae. The record is from the annotation of a GenBank genome assembly.